AUGUACUGGAGCUGGUGUCUAAUUUCAUGUCCCGUCUCAAAUCGCAAGAAUCGUACCGAUUUCACGCAUUUCCUCAAGUUGCUUUUUAGAAAAGAGCCCUUUCAUAAGAAGUUCAUUCCGUUAUUAAAUCAGGAGACAACAGCUAUUAUCGGAGUCAUGUUGCAGCUCCGGCUGCCGAACGAAUGGCCUACUUUGCCGUUCUCCUCAACGGAAGGUGACCAGCCCAAAGGUGCCGAUAACGACGACAUCACCAAUAUCAUGCCAGAAGAACUAUGUUUCAGCUCCUUUGCGCGCGCCUGUGCGGCUAGGCGGGCUCUCCAGCGUCUGCGUGCGCACUCCUUCCCCUCUGCCGCCUCCGGGUCCAGCCCACCUGCACCUAAAAAGCCGCGUCUCCACAGUGAUUCACAGAUGCCCCCAACACCUGCAGCGGGCCCUAGGUUGGGUGGUACCCCCCCCCUCACCUCACCUCAUGGCUCCCAGGCGGUGCGGAUUUCGGACUGGCUCAAGCUGUGGAGGAGGGCCUGGUGCUCGGACCUCGCAUCUUGUUUACGGGUACGACUUCGUACGACACGGUUGACCAACACGCAGUUCUCCGAGGCGGAGCUCAAAGCGAUCGUGGAGGAGGCGGGUGCGGCCGGGACCUACGUGUGCGCCCACGCCUACACCCCCGCCGCCAUACAGCGCGCCGUGAAAUGCGGCGUGGCGUCUAUCGAACACGGCAAUUAUCUGGACGAGUACACAGCGCGGCUCAUGAGCCAUCGACGGGUCUUCUUGGUACCGACUCUGGUAACGUACCGCGAGAUUGUACGGCAUGGUACGGCGGCGGGGAUGCCAGAGGUAUGGAGGAGUGGGAGCGGGGGUUCGUGUAAGCUGGUUGCCAAGGUUGGUGAUGCUGUCGACGCGUUCUCCGAGGCGGAGCUCAAAGCGAUCGUGGAGGAGGCGGCGCGCCGUGAAAUGCGGCGUGGCGUCUAUCGAACACGGCAAUUAUCUGGACGAGUACACAGCGCGGCUCAUGAGCCAUGUGGGGCUUUUUAUGGGGGGAAGGUUUCGUUUGUGUACGGCUUGUGUACGGCGGAGGUAUCAGAGUAUGUUUGA
Volvox carteri f. nagariensis is the source of this 1095-nucleotide messenger RNA. RefSeq lists its product as uncharacterized. The transcript is spliced from 8 exons. Gene Ontology annotation, molecular function: hydrolase activity. The record is from RefSeq and is a predicted model, not a curated record. NCBI's taxonomy places the organism in Eukaryota, Viridiplantae, Chlorophyta, Chlorophyceae, Chlamydomonadales, Volvocaceae. Bases 1 to 1095 code for a protein of 364 amino acids.